GAGGAAGAGGGAGUAAGAGGACGGGGGGCAUCACUCUUAACUGGGGGGUCUUAUUACCCGAACGCGAAGACGAAUCUCCACCGGAGCUGGUUGUAACCUCUACGGCAGCGCUAAAAUCGCAAUCGACGGUGAUGGACGAGGAUGAAUGUCGGGACGACUUCAGGAAAUUGUCGGAUGAAGAGCUCAAGGUUAAGAUUGCGAGAAUGAAUUGUAUUCUAUCUAACGGUGCCGCCAAAAAUCUGGGUGAUGGUGGUGAGAAGCUUAGAUUACGUAUCAACCGGCUCGAGGAUGAACAGGAGCGGAGGAAACGUGAGCUCCAGCAUAAGGACAUCGAUGAAGGAAAAGAGCAUACUCACAACUCUGCAGGUGUAUCUACUGGCUUCAAGCAAUCAGCUCCAUCAUCUUCCACACCACCUUCACAAUCUUCAUUUGCUUCCCGUUUUACAAAGAACAUAAAAACAACAGGAAACCAUAUUGCCUUUGAACAAGAAAUGUAUACUAUGAAUCCCUGUGUCAAUAGAGAGACACACAAAAGGCAGAUUUCACCAAGGAGAAGACAAGAGAGAGGGCUCUCUUCUCGUAAAGCACAUAGUCUGCAGCUAUCAAAUGCUGGUUCAAAAAGAAGUAUUUCUUCUGCUACUUCGCUCUCUGAGGGACUCUUCUAUGGCAGUGUUACAAAGAAAAAUUCUUCUGAUGUCCAAUGCUCAGAUGGUCCAAGCUGUAAAAAUGGUGAGACAGUUGUUCUUCUGGAUGAAGAGGAGCAUGAGGCUGAACAGAUGGACCAAUUAGACUUUAUGGAUGAAUGCACAAAAGAUAUGAAGCUAUACUAUCCUUCUAGAGAUGACCCAGAUCCAAUUCAGCUUUGCUAUUCAGACAUGGAUUGCCUUGCUCCUGAAGUUUAUUUGUCAUCAACUAUGAUGAACUUUUACAUCAGAUAUCUGCAGCAGACAAGGUCUCUACUAGAUAAUGGAGGAUGCAACUAUCAUUUUUUCAAUACAUAUUUUUAUAGCAAGCUUAAAGAGGCUGUGCUGAAAAAGAAUGACAGGGAGUCUUCCUUUGUAAAGUUAAGAAGAUGGUGGAAAGGCAUAAAUCUAUUUGAGAAAGCAUACAUAUUUUUACCAAUUCAUGAAAGUCUUCACUGGAGCUUGGUAAUUAUCUGCAUACCAGAUAAGGAGGAUGAAUGUGGACCCAUCAUACUUCAUUUAGAUUCAUUAACGUUGCAUUAUAGCAAGCCAAUUUUCAGUAACACUAAGAGAUUUUUAGUAGAAGAGUGGAAAAUCUUGAAAGAUGAAGGACAAUGUUUACCCAUUGCAGAUAACGUAUGGAAUAUGCUCCCUUCUAGGAUUGAGAACGAAGAAAUUGAGGUUCCUCAACAAAAGAAUGACUAUGACUGCGGUCCUUUUGUGCUUUUCUUUAUUGAACGAUUCAUCCGUGAAGUUCCUGAAAGACUGAAAAGGAAGGAUCUAGCGAUGUUUGGAAAGGAUUGGUUUAAGCCUCAAGAAGCUUCUAAGUUGAGGCGAAGACUCAAAAGCUUACUUGCGGAGGAAUUCAGAAAAGCUGCUAAGGAACUGAAGAAACAAGAAUGCGAAGCCAUUGUCUAACAUUCUUUGGAUCCUAAGCCUCUUCCCAUCUACAAACAGGUUUUAACACAGGUAGAUAAUCGGUAGCUGUUUGUGGACAUGUGGUUCGCCUUGGAUGGCAACACCAUGGAUACACUAAUAAACUGGAGACUUUUGGAGUUGCUGUAUAUAGGACUGACAUUUUUGGACCAUAAACGGCAAAGAAUUGGAAUAUAUGCCGUCUGUCCAUUCCCUGAAGGUAAAUAUAACUGAGAUAUGAAGGGGGUCUAAUUGUGAUCACUUAUCAGUAUAUGCUCUCUUUUAGUCGAAUAGCUGACUAGGCCAUUGUUUAACACCCAAGCAUCCUUCUUAUGGACGUUUGUUUACUAUUGGACAUAUGUAAGAUUCGUUUUUCGGACAAUCUAGUUGUAUACUUGUAUAUGCUAAAUCUGCC
Messenger RNA from Cuscuta epithymum, 2013 nucleotides. The record is from the annotation of a GenBank genome assembly. Lineage: Eukaryota; Viridiplantae; Streptophyta; Magnoliopsida; Solanales; Convolvulaceae.